AUGGGAUCUGGAGGUACUCAUCAUGCAGAAUACAGUGAGUUUAGCGGUAUGGCUCGAGCAGAAGUCUUGGAAGCCGUUCUUGACUCAUACAAUGCGCUUGCAGAAGGCCAGGACAAUUGGGUGUGCAACCUGGCCAACGCGUCAGCUCUGCUAUGGCACGCAUACAAAUCGCUCCCUCUCGAUAUCAAUUGGGCCGGAUUCUACGUUUCCAACGGCUCUGAGAGCUCUGAGUUGAUACUGGGGCCCUUCCAAGGAAAAGUUGCAUGCCAAGUGAUCAAAAGUGGCACCGGGGUGUGUGGCACGUCUUUCCAGACGAAACAGACUCAAGUUGUGCAGGAUGUCAACAGUUUCCCAGGCCAUAUCGCAUGCGAUGGAGAUACCAAGAGCGAGAUCGUAGUCCCAAUUCUGGACGCUACAGGCCGCUGUCUUGGUGUCAUCGAUAUCGAUUGUCUUGAGUACAACGGAUUUGGGAAGACCGACCAGGAAUAUCUCGAAAAAUUGGCCAAAGCAAUCGCCGGCACAUGCCACUUCAGCAACUAG
This is a messenger RNA of Lachancea sp. 'fantastica', 540 nucleotides long. NCBI's taxonomy places the organism in Eukaryota, Fungi, Ascomycota, Saccharomycetes, Saccharomycetales, Saccharomycetaceae. The record is from the annotation of a GenBank genome assembly.